AUGGAAAAUUUUAAUAUUCAAAUUAUUGAUAGGAUUGAAACGAUUUAUGAGGAAGAUCUUGAAUGUCUUGAACGUCUUGAAAGCUAUAAAAGCUAUGAAACUAUUGAAUACUUAACUUUGGAUGAAGAUUCUGAUAAUGUUGAAUAUAAUUCGACUACUAUAUAUAAAAUUAAUAAUAAUGAAAAUACAGUAACUUACUUUACAAAGGAAUUAAUAGCUAAAAUUGUUAAUCAUAUAUUAACGCCUAUUGAAUAUCCUGCAACAAGUCCAGAAGGUGUUGCUUAUAUAUUUAAUAUUGAAAAUUGGGAGAAGCCGUUAGCUGCAUUUAAAGAU
This is a messenger RNA of Scutellospora calospora, 333 nucleotides long. Lineage: Eukaryota; Fungi; Glomeromycota; Glomeromycetes; Diversisporales; Gigasporaceae. The record is from the annotation of a GenBank genome assembly.